CUAUUCUCGGCCUUCAAGCAGAGCCGCGAGGUGAACAGCACCGAGUGGGACAGCAAGAUGGCUUUCUGGGUCGGGCUGGUGCUGGCCCGCGGGCGGCGGAGCGGCGCGGUGAGGACGUGCCUGAGGGAGCUGCAGAACGGCUUCGAGCGGCGGGGCAGCGUCCCCUUGGGGCUGGGCACCGUCCUCAGGGAGCUGCUGAGACGUGGGAAGCUCCAGAGGGAGUCAGACUUCAUGGCCAGUGUAGACAGCAGCUGGAUCUCCUGGGGUGUGGGAGUUUUCAUCCUGAAGCCUCUCAAGUGGACCCUCUCCAGCGUGCUGGGGGACAGCAAGAUCCCCGAGGAAGAGGAGGUUCUGAUUUACGUGGAGCUGCUUCAGGAGAAAGCAGAGGAAGUUUAUCGCCUGUACCAGAGCUCUGCCCUCUCCUCCCACCCCGUGGUGGCCCUGGCUGAGCUCCGCUCCCUCUGUGCUGGGCUCUGCCCUGAUGAAAGAACCUUCUACUUAUUGCUGCUGCAGCUGCAGAAGGAGAAGAGAGUCACCAUCCUGGAGCAGAAUGGAGAGAAGAUUGUGAAGUUUGCCAGGGGCCUCCAUGCCAAGGUGUCCCCGAUGAACGACGUGGACAUUGGAGUUUAUCAGCUGAUGCAGAGUGAGCAGCUGCUGUCACAGAAGGUGGAGUCCCUUGCCCAGGAAGCAGAGAAGUGUAAAGAGGAUGCCAGGAGUGCUUGCAGGGCUGGGAAGAAGCAGCUGGCCCUGAGGUGCCUCAAGUCCAAGCGGAGGACGGAGCGGCGAAUCGCGGAGCUGCACUCCAAGCUGGACGCGGUGCAGGGAAUCCUGGAUCGGAUCUACGCCUCCCAGACCGACCAGAUGGUGUUCAAUGCCUACCAGGCUGGAGUGGGAGCUCUGAAGCUUUCCAUGAAGGAUGUGACAGUGGAGAGGGCAGAGAACCUGGUGGAUCAGAUCCAAGAGCUUUGUGACACUCAAGAUGAAGUGGCCCAGACUCUGGCUGGAGUGGGGGUCAAUGGUCUGGCAGAGUUGGACUCUGAGGAGCUGGAGAAGGAGCUGGACAGUCUCCUGCAGGACUCCAGCAAGGAUUCCCUGGAUCUGCCUCCCGUUCCCCAGAAGGUGCUGAGUGCCCCCAUGUCAGAUGCUGAGCUGGAGGCUGAGCUGGAGCAGCUCUCUGUGUCUGCUGGAGAUCUGGCACAAAAGACUCCCUCUGCUUCUUCUGAACCCAAAACAGCUCUGGGACUGAAUCUCUGAAGAGCCAACAGAAUUCCUGUUGCUGCAGUUUGGGAAGUUGUCUCAAUGUUCCUUAACUCAUGACCAGAACUUCCAAGGAGAAGGGGACACCCCCCUGUCCUUCUGGAUCUGUCUCUGCUCAGCAGCAGGAGCUCCUGCCAUGACAAUCCACUCUGGACCUGGCCCCAGCUGGUUUUUGUCAUCUCUGUGCCAACAUCUGCACUGGUCACAUCUGACUUGUGACCCCAAGUCACUGCCACAUCCUGGGAACACAACUCCAGGGAAGAUAAAACUCUUCUGUGUCCAUAACAGUGCUCAGUUUUGGGUUUGAUUUUGAUUUCUCUUCCUUUGCUGUGGCUGGUGUUGAGAAUCUGAGUAGCAGCAACGUUGCAGUGGCUCAACAUUUGGCUGUUUGUGUGGUUGUUUUGAACACUUUGGCACUUCAGUUACACCUGGUGGUUGUGUGUCCCUCCCUCUGCAUCCUGCACUCACAGCCAGGCACUGGAACUGCUCAGCUUUAGGAGAUUUUGCAGCAAUGGCAAGCACAAGACAAAAGAAUCCCUCUGUCCGUAGUGACAUUAAAGCCUUAAAAGGGAGACCUGCAAAAGAUUCCCCCAGAGGAGUUUCUGGCUGUUGUGGCCAGGGUUGGGUGCUGGCACUUGAAAUUGGAGCUGGUGGCUAUUUUUGUGUCCUCCCUGCAAGCCAAACUCGUUGGCUCUGAGCUGCCACAGAGGGAUUUGGGCUGGGAGGAGAAGGGAUCCCUUGGGAGAGCACAGCUCCAGGGAACAGCUUUGCUUUCAGCCCUGGCACUGCCAUCCCACAGGAUUGUGUGUUCCCAAAAAACCCCAAACCCAGCCCCUGGGCAUGUUUUUGAUGCACAAAACCCCUGAGCACCACACCACAGCCAAACCCUCAUCUUUUGCAGGUCACUUUUUACCCCUGGUGUGCACAUGGAAACGUGGGAAGCCCAAAUCCCUGAAAAAUGGAGCUUCCAGGAGGGGAAUGUGCCCUUCCCUGGGAUUGCUGAGCGUGGCAGAGCAGUGCCUGGCUGCCUGGGCAUGGAUCAGCAGCCCUGUGCCCAAAUCCCU
This is a messenger RNA of Ficedula albicollis (Collared flycatcher), 2321 nucleotides long. It is a transcript of the gene CHMP7, whose product is annotated as charged multivesicular body protein 7. The record is from RefSeq and is a predicted model, not a curated record. The coding region runs from base 58 to 1254 and encodes 398 amino acids. The transcript is spliced from 10 exons. Gene Ontology annotation, biological process: late endosome to vacuole transport via multivesicular body sorting pathway; vesicle budding from membrane. NCBI's taxonomy places the organism in Eukaryota, Metazoa, Chordata, Aves, Passeriformes, Muscicapidae. Gene Ontology annotation, cellular component: cytoplasmic side of plasma membrane; ESCRT III complex; multivesicular body.